Westerdykella ornata is the source of this 1824-nucleotide messenger RNA. Its product is annotated as amidase signature enzyme. Lineage: Eukaryota; Fungi; Ascomycota; Dothideomycetes; Pleosporales; Sporormiaceae. The transcript is spliced from 2 exons. The coding region runs from base 230 to 1813 and encodes 527 amino acids. The record is from RefSeq and is a predicted model, not a curated record.
CGGCAGUUCCAUAUGUCACUUUCUCAACAGGCUGCAAAAUUCCAAAUCACCAAAAAUUGGUUCUUAUCGGAUAAACAGCUGUCUCUUACCGGCUUCGUGUAUGUCAUUGUGUUCACGAGCGUCUCGCUAGAGUCGGCAUCUUACAUGUGCAAUCCCAAUGGUAGCGGAGUUAGGGUAGUGUCAACUGAAGCUGAGUGCCGUGGGCAGGCUCGUCAUUGCCUGCAAGACAAUGCCCUUCGAUGCCCGGGAAGCAACUAUCGACUCAGUCCAUCAUGCCGUUUUUUCUGGUCUAUCAACCUGUCGAGAAAUCGUCUCUGCCUUCAUCGCCCGGAUUGAGACCCUCAACAAGAACACCAAUGCGGUCAUAACGCUAAAUCCUCGAGCACUGGACUAUGCAGACUCUCUGGAUGAAAGACUCGCUGCUGGUAAUGCCAGUGGCUCUCUGUUCUGUGUCCCAGUUCUUCUGAAAGACAACUAUGACACCGAGGAAAUGCCAACAACUGGGGGAAGUUUGCGGCUAGCAGAUCUUCAUCCUACGAAAGAUGCACCGAGCGUCACUGCCUUGAAGCAGGCCGGUGCGGUCAUCUUGGGUAAAACCAACAUGCAUGAACUUGCCCUUGAGGGUCUAGGGGCUUCUUCACUAGGUGGACAGACCAUCAACCCGUACGACCAUACCCGCACUGCAGGAGGAAGCUCUUCGGGGACCGGUGCUGCUAUUGGCGCUUCGUUCGCCGUCCUCGGAACUGGAACGGAUACGGUGAAUUCCCUGAGGAGUCCAGCCAGUGCCAACUCCCUCUUCAGUAUCCGACCCAGUCGAGGUCUGAUUACCACGGCUGGUAUAAUACCAGUCUCGUAUACACAAGAUACCGUUGGACCCAUCGCUCGUUCAGUUAGAGAUGUGGCAGUGGCAUUGACCGUUAUGGCGUCAACGGGGUACGAUCCAACAUAUAAUUUCUCAGCUAUUGUACCAGCCUCAGUGAGUAACAUCGACUAUGCAGCCGCGCUGACCACUGGAGCACUUAAAGGUCUUCGAUUGGGCGUUCUCAAAGGAUUCUUUAACUUCACCGACGCGCCGAAGGUCGCCCCGGUCAACGAGGCGAUGAAUGCCAUGAUGCAGAAGCUGGAAAGCGCCGGUGCUGUUCUAAUUCCUAUCAAUGAGACCCUCUACGAUGCCGCUGUGAUCGGUGCUCAGCUCGACGUACAGCGUUUUGAGAUCCGUGAGCUGAUGGAUCAAUACCUUCAAGAUACCUCUCGAAAAGGUAUUUACCCCAAGUCGUUCAAUGAGUUCUACUCCAAGGACACAAAAGACUUCCUCGUCAUUCCCGCACAGUACGAAUACGUAAACACGGCCCUUGUUUCUUCCACCAGCAAUGCACGCUACAUAGCAAGACAGAAUGGCAUUCGAAACCUUACUCUUGCCCUCGCAUCCACUUUCGCCGGCAGCAAGCUCGACGCCAUCAUCUAUCCCGAGCAGAAAAACCUCGUCGUCAAACUCGGAUCGCCCUCUCAAGCAGGCCGUAAUGGCAUUCUCGCCGCAUUGACCGGCUCGCCCGUCGUGACCGUUCCAGUCGGAUUCUCAGAACCAACUGAAGAUGCACCUGUGGGUGUACCUAUUGGCAUGGAGAUUCUGGGGCUGCCAUGGAGUGAGGAGAAGCUUCUGAAGAUCGCAUAUCAGAUUGAACAGUUGACGCAUAUUAGGAAGUCGCCGCAGUGGGCGCUGGAGGACGUGGAAGUGAAGGAUUAUAAGCAGAUGCCGGUUGUGAGGCCGGAUAAUACGAAUAUCCCCAAGGCAUAUCCGCUGGGCACGUUGUAAGUAUACAAGGG